This is a messenger RNA of Debaryomyces hansenii CBS767, 3723 nucleotides long. RefSeq names its product cohesin subunit (gene SMC1). Gene Ontology annotation, molecular function: ATP hydrolysis activity; ATP binding; DNA binding. The record is from RefSeq and is a predicted model, not a curated record. The transcript has a single exon. The coding region runs from base 1 to 3723 and encodes 1240 amino acids. Gene Ontology annotation, cellular component: chromosome; nucleus; cohesin complex. Gene Ontology annotation, biological process: sister chromatid cohesion. Lineage: Eukaryota; Fungi; Ascomycota; Pichiomycetes; Serinales; Debaryomycetaceae.
AUGGGCAGAUUAGUUGGCUUAGAGCUAGAGAACUUCAAAUCGUACAGGGGGACGUCUUGUAUUGGGUUUGGUACAUCAUUUUUCACGUCGAUUAUAGGGCCUAAUGGAGCUGGUAAAUCAAAUAUGAUGGAUGCUAUAUCAUUUGUUUUGGGAGUUAAAUCUUCUCAUUUAAGAUCUCACAAUUUGAAAGAUUUAAUAUAUCGUGGGCGUCGUACUAAUGUGAAUGCGUUAGAUAGUACGUUGGAGGAAAUAUCACCAGAUCCAACUAAAGCGCAUGUUAUGGCUAUUUAUGAGAAGGAUAACGGAGAAAUAUUGAAUUUGAAGAGAAUUAUUACCAGCAGUGGAAGCAGUGAAUAUAAGAUAAACGACAAGAGUGUGACAGCCUUACAAUAUUCUAUGGUCUUGAAGAACGAGAAUAUUUUGAUCAAGGCAAGAAAUUUUUUGGUUUUCCAAGGUGAUGUAGAACAAAUUGCCUCGCAAUCACCAAAGGAUUUGACAAAGUUAAUUGAGACCAUUAGUGGAGCUAAUGAAUACCAGCAGGAGUAUGAAACUUUAAGGGAUGAGCUGGAGAAGGCUCAUGAGUCGUCAAAUGUAGUAUUCUCGAGAAAAAGAACCUUGAAUUCUGAAUCCAAGCAAUACAAGGAGCAGUUGAUAGAACAAGAAACGUUCGAGAAGAAGUUAAUCGAUAAGACUAAUUUAAUUAAGAUGAUCAACUUGUACAAAAUAUACCAUAACGAGAAAAAACAUUUUCAAUUGCAUGGCGACUUGAAAAGUAAAAAUGAAGAAUUGCAUCUUUUGAAGCAGAAGUUAAACACGGAAGAAAAAUCUUACAAGAAUAUGAUGGCAGAUUAUUCGAAGAAGCUGUUGAAUUUGAAGAGCCAUUCCAAGAAUGUAUCUGAUUUUGUUCGUAAUAUUGAUUCCGAAAAACGAAACUUGAUUCCUGUAGAUGCAAACAAGAAAUCAUUGGUAACUAAAAUCAAUGCCUGUAAUAAUAAAAUAAAGGAUCUCAAGAAUGAUGUUCAAAAGCAACAAAAGCAAGUCUUAUCUAUCGAGAAACAAUUGAGAGAAGCCAAGAAAAUGUUUGAUGAUUUCCAAGAAAAAGUAGCUGCUUCUAGUUCAUCAUCAGUAUCGCCAAAGAGUCAAAAGGAAUAUGACAAUUUAAGAGCCAAAUUCUUGGCUAGCGAAGGGUCACAAUUAGAAGAAGAAUUAAGUCUUCUAUUGAAUGAGAAAGAUUCGAUCGAUUCAACGAUCACUAAUUACGGUAAUCAGAAGACAAAUUCACACUCUAGAAUAUCUGAUUUAGAAAGCAUUAUACAAUCAGAACUUAAAACGAAAUUAGGGGAAGUAUCUAGUGAAAUCAAUGAUAUACUUAGUCUUAAGUCAGAGAAAGUUGAAUAUAAAAAUAGUCUUACAAAGAAAAAGGAGGAAUUCAACUAUCAGGAAUUAGAAUUGAAUUCACAAUUGCGUGAUAUUUUAAUUAAAAUUGACGAAUUAGCUUCCCAACAAAGAGAAUCUAAUAAGCAAAGAAAAUUAAGAGAGAAUGUAACUAUGUUGAAAAAAUUGUUUCCUAAAGGAGCUGUAAAAGGAAUUGUAUACGAUUUAGUCCGCCCAGCUCAGCACAAAUACGAGGCAGCACUUCUGACCAUCUUAGGUCGAAACUUUGACGCUAUUAUCGUUGAGACAACUUCAGUAGCCUAUAAAUGUAUUGAAAUUUUGAAAGAAAGAAGAACGGGGGUUGCUACGUUUAUUCCAUUAGAUUCUAUUGUUAAUGAUUCACUUAAUUUGAAUUAUUUAAGGUCAGUACACCCUUCAGCUCAACCGGGUAUUGAUAUUUUAGAAUAUGACGACACAUCUUUAGAACAAGCUAUACAAUAUGUUGUUGGUGACACAUUGGUUGUGGAAAAUAUUGAAGUAGCCAGAAGUAUAAAAUGGGGUUCUGGUAAAAAAUUGGAUAAUAAGAUGGUUACGUUAGAAGGAUCUGUCAUUCAUAAGUCUGGAUUAAUGACUGGUGGUCAGCAACAACAAAAAUCUAACAAGACUCUAUCAUGGGAUCAAAAUGAAUGGAAUAGUUUAAGUAACCUUAAGGAGGACUUGAGCGAAAAGUUGACGAAACUUAAUGACGAGAAACCAAAAGAGCUUGAGAUCAACUUGGUAACUGAUGAGAUAAGUCAACUUGACGAUAAACUUCCAUUAUUAAGAGCUCAAAAAGCUAAUAUUGAAAGGGUUAUAGAAGACAGACAAACUGAAAUUAAUUUCCAGAAAGAGCUUAUAGAAGAAUUUGAAGUAAAUAUAGAAAGUAAAGUUGAAUUAUUGGAAAUUAAUUCCCAGAAGAUAGGAACCGUAGAGGAAAAAAUAAAGCAGUUACAAGAAACUGUGUACCAUGACUUCUGUGAGAAACUUGGCUAUGAAAAUGGUAUUGAAGACUAUGAAAACUUGCAUGGGUCUACCUUAAGAAUUAGAGCAAAAGAGAGAACUCAAUAUUUGAAGGCAAUUGAUACUUUAUCUAACAAAUUAAAUUUCGAAAAAGAAAAGUUAGCAGAAACAGAAAGUAGAGAAUCUGUGAUGCAACAACAAUUAAACUUAUUAGAAGAAAGUGUUGGAGGGAUUUUAUCUGAGAAGGAAAGUAUUGAGGAAAGGAUUGACAACCUCGAAGCUGAAUUACAGGUACUUCAAUCAGAGAAACAAGACUUAGAAACUGAAUUAAAUUCCAUGCUUAAAGUUUCAAAAUCCUUGGAAAAUAAUGUUAACGACUCUAACAAUGAAUUAAAAAAUUUGAAUAAGGAAAUCACAAGUAUGGAAGAAUCUAUUCUAAAAGUAGAUACCGAGAGAGUUAAUAUUUUGAAAAAUUGCAAGAUUGAGUCUAUUAACUUGCCAUUGAAGGACGGUCUUUUAGACUCGAUCUCUAUUAGUGAAAAUACUGACCUGCUUAUCAAAGAUAUAUACGACAUAGAAGUUGAUUAUUCCUUGUUGAGUGAAAAGCUUAGAGAAUCAUUCAAUACAAAAAUUGAAGCUGAAUUAAAAGCUAGACUAGAGCAAGUUAUUGAAGAUAUAGAACAGUUAACACCCAAUGCCAAAGCUGUUCAAAGACUCAAGGAGGUUGAAACCAAAUUGAAAAGCUUUGAUAAAGACUUUACUAAAGUCAGACAGCAAGAAAAUAAAAUCGUAGAGAAAUUUAAUACGGUUAAAGAAAAGAGAUACGAAUUGUUUUCAGAGGCUUUCAGUCAUAUAUCGGGCCAAAUUGAUUUUAUCUAUAAGGAAUUGACCAAAUCAUCCACAUCCCCUCUUGGAGGGUCUGCUUAUCUAACAUUAGAAGAUGAAGAAGAGCCUUAUAAUGCUGGUAUAAAAUAUCAUGCUAUGCCUCCUAUGAAGCGUUUCAGAGAUAUGGAUUUAUUAUCUGGUGGUGAGAAAACCAUAGCAGCUCUUGCGUUAUUAUUUGCUAUUCAUUCAUUCCAACCUUCACCUUUCUUUGUUCUAGAUGAAGUUGAUGCUGCAUUGGAUAACUCUAAUGUUAACAAAAUUGCGAAUUACAUAAAAAAGUAUGCUGGUCCUAACUUCCAAUUCAUUGUAAUUUCUUUGAAGAGUUCCUUGUUCGAAAGAUCAGAUGCGUUAGUUGGAAUAUAUAGAGAACAAAGAGAAAACAGCUCCAAAACAGUUACAUUAGAUUUGAGAGAUUAUUCCGAAGAGGAAGUACCUAUUGCUAAUGCUAGUGUGUCAGUUGCUUAA